UGUAAGUGUAUAGUGCCAAAGGUUAAGUAGUGGGGGUGAAACUUCAAAGGCAUGCUUAGCCACUGUGCUUAAGGUCCACACCCUCUCUCUUUCUCUUCCUCUCUUUCUCUCUCACUCCCAAGUCCCAACCAACAACUUCAAGAACUAACAAUGGACUUGGACGAGCCGGAGGAGGAGCUAGCAGCGCUAGCCAAGCCAGUGGCGGUGGCCGGAGGAGGAGGAGAACCAACAAAGAGAUCCGGCGGAAGCACCGGAAAGUACAGAGAGUGCUUAAAGAACCAUGCUGUCAGCAUCGGAGGUCAUGCCGUUGACGGUUGCGGUGAGUUCAUGCCUGCCGGUGACGACGGCUCCGUUGAAGCCUUUCGCUGCGCCGCCUGUGGUUGCCACCGUAACUUCCACCGCAAAGAUUCCCCCGGUUCCAUCGCCGGUGAUGAUCCUUCCCCUUUCUCACCUUAUUACCGCACUACUCCUGCCGGUUAUCUCCACCACCAUCACCACCACCACCUUCCUCCUCCUCGUCCUCUUGCACUUCCUUCUACUUCUCAAGAAGAAGGAACUAACCCCAUGGCUGGUGGUGGUGGUGGUGGUGGUGGUGGUGCUUCCUCUUCCGGCAAGAAAAGGUUCAGAACUAAGUUCACAGUGGAGCAGAAGGAGAAGAUGCUGGCUUUUGCUGAGAGGCUUGGAUGGCGCAUUCAGAAGCAUGAUGAAGCUGCUGUUCAAGAGUUCUGCAACGAGACCUCUGUUAAACGCCAUGUUCUCAAGGUCUGGAUGCACAACAACAAGCACACUCUCGGAAAAAAACCCUAGCUAGCUUCUCUUCUUCUUCUUCUUCUUCUUCUUCUUAUAUAUUUUAGGGUUAGGGUUAGGGUUAGGGUUUCAUUUCUU
This is a messenger RNA of Dioscorea cayenensis subsp. rotundata (Guinea yam), 885 nucleotides long. RefSeq names its product zinc-finger homeodomain protein 2-like. Gene Ontology annotation, biological process: regulation of developmental process; regulation of DNA-templated transcription. Bases 151 to 807 code for a protein of 218 amino acids. The record is from RefSeq and is a predicted model, not a curated record. The transcript has a single exon. Lineage: Eukaryota; Viridiplantae; Streptophyta; Magnoliopsida; Dioscoreales; Dioscoreaceae. Gene Ontology annotation, molecular function: DNA-binding transcription factor activity; transcription cis-regulatory region binding. Gene Ontology annotation, cellular component: nucleus.